Messenger RNA from Diatraea saccharalis (sugarcane borer), 1134 nucleotides. The record is from the annotation of a GenBank genome assembly. NCBI's taxonomy places the organism in Eukaryota, Metazoa, Arthropoda, Insecta, Lepidoptera, Crambidae.
AUGCCUUCGCCAACGCCAUCAGACGAUCUCACAAUAAAUAUAUGUUCAAAUGGAAGACUCACACUGUCAUCAUGCAAAGAUGUAGACCAUCAUUAUAACAUAAUGAACAAUUACGGGGGCGGAGCAGCCAUUGCCAGUCAGGACAGGGUGUACCAGGGAUACCCGUACGUCAACCCAAUAGUGUUAGAUGUUCCAACUAUAGACGCGGCGACUGCUGCACGAUACACAGAUCUACCGAGGAGACCGUGGGUGAGAGAAGAACCUUCUGGAAGCCAGUCCAAUGUAUCUCAAACCAGCGCUGGUUCUUCAAAACCAGUAGACAAGUCACCAUCGAAGACUGAUCCCGACGACAACCCGCCGGUGGUCUACAUAGACAUGCCUGAGAGUAACGGCAGCGACGUAGCAGAGAGGAGGAGGGUCGAGAACGAAGAGGAAUCUUUUGUGCAGGAAACGAUAUUUUACGACCCAUUUAAGGGUAGGCAUAUUGGAGUAGCGCGAUCAGAUUCCGAAACCAGUACAGUCAGCGCCGACCAGAGUUCAGAGCCAACACCGACCAGAAGAAUACCACCCAAUACCCUGGAUUUGGUUUCAGCAACCGGUGGGCCAAGCAACACUCAUUUAGGCCUGCCAUCUUCCUUCUCCAAGGAAGCCUCAAUAUAUGGAUCUUCGCUACCUUCAGACGACUACCAGGGGAGAGAGCCCCCUCCCGCUUACACCGAGAGUGACGUAAUGUCCCCAUCACCAACGGGACCCACUCUUGGUAAUGCAGCAUUGUCCCCAGUGUCUAUAACUGAUGAUUCACCAACAGAACCGAACAGGACGCAAGAAAUGUAUUACGCAUACCCGUUUCCCCCAGCGCGGGGUCGGACUAUGCGCGACUCACCCCCAGAUUGGGAGCUAGUCAAAUGGCAGGGGCAUGCCCUCUCGACAUGGGCAACGCUCGGUGACACUCCCAAAAAAUGGGACCAAUUCCCGCGCAGUCGGUACCCUUUCCACCCACCCUUUGCAAGGCGACUCCCACCGCGGGUUGAAGGCGGGGCUCAGCAACAUUCGAACACUACAACUAGUUUAGUUGCGUGUGCUAACUUGAAAUUGCCAUUAGCAAUACUAAUGGUCUUCAAAAAUAUCAAAUAG